CCACUUGAUCCCAACUAUCCAACUAUCCAACUGAUACCCUAGCGACAUGCUCUCCUCUCGUCUCCUCCCUUCUCUCCGACUAGCUCGACGGAUUCCUACGGUGGGGAAACUCAGUAAGAGAGGAUAUGCAGAUGUAGCCGAAGACAAGUUGAAAUUGAGUUUGGUUUUACCUCAUCAGUCCCUCUACUCUUCCGUUGCUGUUACCCAAGUCAACCUUUCUGCUGCAAGUGGUGAUAUGGGUAUUCUAGCUGGACACGUUCCUGUUGUUGAAGCUCUUCGACCUGGUGUCAUCGAGGUUAUCGAAGAAGGUGGUAGUACCAAAAAGUGGUUUGCAUCAACGGGUUUCGCGACGAUGCAUGAAAAUAACAUGCUCACUAUAAACGCUGUGGAAGCUUAUCCAUUGGAAAACUUUUCUCUCGAAAACGUUAGAGCAGGAUUGGCAGAUGCUAAUCGCGUUUUAUCCUCAGCGGCACCAGAUGCUGAAAAGGCAGAAGCGGGUGUAGAGUUGGUAGUGUUUGAAGCUCUUCAAGCCGCUUUGGCCAAGUAAGAAAUACAACAUGCAUGGAAGUUAUAGAUCGU
This is a messenger RNA of Tremella mesenterica DSM 1558, 579 nucleotides long. RefSeq lists its product as uncharacterized. Bases 47 to 547 code for a protein of 166 amino acids. Gene Ontology annotation, molecular function: proton-transporting ATP synthase activity, rotational mechanism. The record is from RefSeq and is a predicted model, not a curated record. The transcript is spliced from 4 exons. Gene Ontology annotation, biological process: proton motive force-driven ATP synthesis. NCBI's taxonomy places the organism in Eukaryota, Fungi, Basidiomycota, Tremellomycetes, Tremellales, Tremellaceae.